This is a messenger RNA of Triticum turgidum subsp. durum (durum wheat), 2409 nucleotides long. The record is from the annotation of a GenBank genome assembly. NCBI's taxonomy places the organism in Eukaryota, Viridiplantae, Streptophyta, Magnoliopsida, Poales, Poaceae.
AUGCCGCCCUUCCUAAUUGUUUUCACCCUGCUCUCCUGCAUCCACACCCCAGCAAACUCUGCAGCGACGGACACCAUCUUGGCCGGCCAAUCACUUGCCGUCAACGACAAGCUCAUCUCCGGCAAUGGCAGGUACGCGCUCGGCUUCUUCCAGACCGAAGGCACCACCAACUGGUACCUUGGCAUAUGGUUCAACGCAGUCCCUAAAUUCACUCCAGCAUGGGUUGGAAAUAGGGAUAACCCAGUCAAGAACACGACCUCAGUUGAGCUCACCAUUUCCCACGAUGGCAACCUUGUCAUCUUAAACCGGUCCACCAUGUCCAUAAUCUGGUCCACACAAGCAAACAUCUCCAGAAAUAGCACCACUGCUAGGCUGCUGAGUACUGGAAAUCUCGUACUCACAGACUCUUCAAACUUGUCAGAGUUUCUAUGGCAAAGCUUUGAUCACCCCACGGAUACAUUUUUUCCUGGGGCCAAGCAUGGAUGGGAUAAGGCCACCGGCCUGAAUCGCCGUUUUGUUUCUUGGAAAAGCUUGACUGACCCAGCUACCGGUGUCUAUUAUUAUGAGGUAGACCCGGCCGCUGUUGACCAGAUAGUGCUUGUAGCACUCAACUCAUCCAUACCCUAUUGGUCCAGCGGUGCAUGGAACGGCAAAUAUUUUUCUGGAAUUCCAGAGAUGGCUGCCCGCCACUCUAUUAGGGCAAAAUUUGUCCACAGUGACAAAGAGAAGUACUGGACAUAUAAAUUAGUGCCUCAAUAUAUGGAUCCAAAUAUGCUUACUCGUCAUGUAAUUGACAUCUCGGGUCAAAUGAAGACAUUCAUUUGGAUGAAGGGCACACCAGAUUGGGUAAUGAUCAAUGCCCAACCAAGAGAUCAGUGUGACGUUGAUGCAAUUUGUGGGCCUUUCACAAUCUGCAAUGAUAAUAAUUUUCCACAAUGCAAUUGUAUGGAGGGCUUCACAAUAACAUCCCCCAAGGACUGGGACCUAGAAGAUCGAGCAGGUGGGUGCUCGAGGAAGACUAAGUUAGACUGCAUUAGCAAUAGAGGCACAACGCAUACCACAGACAAGUUCUAUUCUAUGCCAUGUGUUAAGUUGCCCAAGGAUGCCCCAGAAGUAGAUGCUGCUGCAAGUGCAAGUGAGUGCGCACAAGUUUGCCUGAAUAAUUGCUCUUGCACAGCCUACUCCUUUGGCGACAAUGGAUGUUCUAUGUGGCAUAAUAAAUUGCUCAACAUAAGAGCACUACCAUGUAGUGGCACUGCCAAUUCUAACGGAGAAACUCUUUACCUCCGUCUUUCUGCUAAAGAUGUACAAAGUUUGAAAAACAACAGAAGAGGAAUUGUUAUUGGAAUUGUCACUGGUACAGGCGUUUUUGUUUUAGGCCUAUUUGCACUUAUCCUCUUAAUAAUGAUCCAGAGAAACAAAAAGAAGAACUCUGGUCAGAUACUGAGUGAUUCUCAAGUUUGUACUGGAAUCAUUGCAUUCGGAUACAAUGAUCUACAACGGGCAACAAACAAAUUCACAGAUAAGUUGGGGGUAGGCGGUUUUGGUUCUGUAUUCAAGGGGUUUAUAAAGGGCUCCAAUGCCGUAGCAGUGAAGAUGCUCGAUGGUGCUUAUCAAGGAGAGAAGCAAUUCAAAGCCGAAGUGAGCACAAUCGGAGCUGUUCAACACAUCAAUUUGGUUAAGCUUGUUGGUUUCUGUUGUGAUGGUUCCAAGAGGUUGCUUGUUUAUGAAUACAUGUCAAAUCACUCUCUUGAUGUCCAUCUAUUUCGAAGCAAUUCUACCAUGUUGAAUUGGACUGCUAGAUAUCAGAUAGGCCUAGGAGUUGCAAGAGGGUUGGCCUACUUGCAUGACAGCUGCCGAGACUGCAUCAUACACUGUGAUAUCAAGCCAGAAAACAUACUUCUUGAUUCUUCACUCCUUCCAAAAAUUGCAGACUUUGGAAUGGCAAAACUUAUAGGAAGGGAUUAUAGCCGAGUAUUGACAACAAUGAGAGGAACUACAGGGUACCUUGCGCCUGAAUGGAUAAGCGGUGUUCCUAUUACACCAAAAGUCGAUGUUUAUAGCUACGGGAUGGUGUUGCUGGAAAUAAUAUCUGGAAGGAGGAACUCAUGUGCAUCAUGUCCUAGUGGUGGCAAUGUUGAUGUUUAUUUCCCUGUGUAUGCCUCACAUAAGCUUCUCAAAGGAGACAUCAAGGGUUUGGUAGAUCACAAGCUAGAUGGCGACAUCAAAUUGGAUGAGGUUGAACUGGCUUGCAAGGUUGCAUGUUGGUGCAUCCAGGAUGAUGAGCUUGAUCGGCCAACAAUGGGACAGGUAGUUCAAUUUCUCGAAGGCCUGGUUGAGAUCACAAUGCCCCCGGUACCAAGAUUGCUCCAAGCUAUGGCCGGAAGCGCACAUCAAAAAUGCUCCUAA